Molecule: messenger RNA, 792 nt
Organism: Penicillium chermesinum
Lineage: Eukaryota; Fungi; Ascomycota; Eurotiomycetes; Eurotiales; Aspergillaceae
Exons: 3
Coding region: 1-792 (263 amino acids)
Biological process (GO): small GTPase-mediated signal transduction
Molecular function (GO): GTP binding; GTPase activity
Source: RefSeq, a predicted model, not a curated record
AUGUAUGACGAGCAGUACUAUGCGGCCUCGCGACGUCGCUCUGUCGCCACGCCUCCCCCAUCCACAUCUCCAUACCACAGUCGAACCCGCAGCCAUAGUGUCCGCGUAAGCAACGGCACCGUCAGCACCAACACCAGCUUUUCCAGCGGGCAAAUGUCGGACGCAACCAAUAUCACUCAGCCACCUUCAUAUUCAAAAAAGUUUGUCGUGAAAUACGUUCCGACCGUCUUUGAGAACUAUAUCACUCAGACGGUUCAUCGUUCAUCUGGGAAGACCGUCGAGCUAGCCCUCUGGGAUACCGCGGGGCAAGAAGAAUACGACCGUUUGCGCCCGUUGUCCUACCCAGAAACAGACCUUCUGUUUGUCUGCUUCGCAAUUGACUGCCCCGCAUCCUUGGAAAAUGUUAUGGACAAGGUAAGCAAUAUGAUCCAUGAGGACUUUCAACCCUGGAAGCCAUCCUCUGUCCUUGUACUGACAACCCUGCCAGUGGUAUCCGGAAGUCCUGCACUUCUGCCCGACAACCCCGAUUAUCCUGACCCAAGGUCUCACGCCUAUUACCCGGAGCAAGGCAACGCCGUCGCUCAACGGAUGGGCGCAACCUAUGUGGAAUGCAGCAGCAAGGAGAUGCGCGGCGUAGACGAUGUCUUCGCCAAGGCAGUCGACAUGGCCGUGUCAAUCGAAGAGCAAGGUUGGAAAACACAGCAGCCCGGUAAGAGUAGCAGCAGUGCCAAGCAACCCAGCAGCAGCCGCCCCGGUAAGAAGAUCAAAAAGCGAUCCUGCAAGAUCCUGUAA